AAACUAUAUAUGUUUACUAAGAUAUAAUAUAAUUUAGCUAUAUGUAAACUAUCUGAAAUUUAUUUUGAAAAAAUAAAAAAAAAGAUGAAGAAGGUAAAGGAUGUGUAGUUUCAGAAAUAUAAUAGAGAUAUUUAAAAAAAAACAGGGAUAUUUUUAUAAUUUUGAAAAAUAGAUAAAUGGUGUAAUUGACUCAAAUUUCUACUAGGUCUGGUCCAUCUUCUUCAGUCCAAUGGGCCUUGAUCAAAAAAAUGCAAAAUAAAGAAAAGAAAACCUCCGGCCGUUCUGGAAAGGAAGGGCAAACUCGUCAAAACAAGAAGCAUAAAUCUGUUUAGCAUCGGUAGGCAGGAGCCUAAAAACGAUUAAAACGAACACACGGCAACGAACACCAACAAACCUUACCCACUUAUGGCAACAACAACAAUAACAACAACGCCCUUCAAUUACUGCCGCCAAUACCUUCCGUUAACCGCCAAAUUACGACAUUCCACGUUACCAAAAGUUUCCUGUUUCUCCCCUCACUAUUCAACCAAGUGCAGGAGGGACUACACAAGCGUAAUGAUAGUCCCGACUGGAGUAGGAGCAUCCAUUGGUGGAUUCGCUGGCGACGCUUUACCAGUUGCUCGCGCUUUAGCUUCCGUUGUUGAUUGUCUAAUUACACAUCCUAAUGUGCUUAAUGCUGCAACGUUAUACUGGCCUAUGGCUAAUGUCUUAUACGUUGAAGGUUAUGCCCUUGAUCGUUUUGCACAAAGUUUGUGGGCUCUUCAACCUGUUCAUCAAAAUAAGGUAGGAUUGGUUCUUGAUAGUGGAAUAGAGGAGGAGCUUCGAAUUCGCCAUUUACAAGUUGCUGAUGCCACUAGAGCUUCCCUUGGUUUGCCUGUUGUUGAGUAUAUUGUCACCGAUACUCCAUUAGAGGUUGAAAAGUGGGUUGAUCCAAAGAGUGGGCAAUCAACUGGACGGAUUAAGCAUCCUUGCUCACUAUUGAGAGCUGUUCAGACGUUAGUUAACCAAUCUCAAGUCAAUGCUAUUGCUGUUGUUGCACGUUUUCCAGAUGAUGAUGUUGUAGAUGUUGAUGAGUAUCGACAAGGGAUGGGAAUAGAUGUAUUGGCAGGAGUAGAAGCAGUUAUUAGUCAUCUAGUGGUGAAGGAAUUCCAGAUUCCUUGUGCACAUGCUCCUGCAAUGCUGCCGCUUCCUUUGACCCUAUCUCUGUGUCCCAAAUCAGCUGCUGAGGAGAUAGGUUACACAUUCUUGCCCUGUGUACUUGCUGGUUUAAGCAGAGCACCACAGUAUUUGGCAAAAGACUCCCAGUUCUUCGAGAAGGGUUGCCUAGUAGGCAGUGAUGUUGAUAGUGUUAUUUUACCAAUAGAUGCUUGCGGAGGAGAUGGUGCUCUUGCUUUUGCAAGAAAACAAAACAAGCCUCUUAUAAUUGCUGUGGAGGAAAAUGUAACAGUUCUUGACAGUACACCAGAUAAGCUUGGGAUUGAAGCGGUCAAAGUCUCAAACUAUUGGGAAGCAAUUGGUGUUAUUGCAGCUCAUAAAGCAGGAAUAGAUCCACAUUCUCUCCGAAGAAACAGAAUCGGCAACAUUCAAAGCACUUCCUCUACACCAGCAAAUGGAUUUGCAGUUUCAAGCGGCUCAUCCGGAACAUCACAUGAUUUCAGAAGUCCAAGACUAAAUUGUUCUUUUUCUUGGUAAAUUUUAUCAAAUGCUCAUCGUUCUUUGAUUCAUGACAUUGUAUAGGUCAAAGCAUUGUCAAAAAGUAAUCACAGCGAAAUAAAUAUAAUUAAUUGGCUUUAAGAUCGAAGUUCAAUUUUCUUUCUUCCUCUAUGAUUAGGGAUGGUAAACGGAGUGAUGCAUUUUUCCAGUAUUCAACACGAAUAUAUGAAUAAUCUUUGCACA
Molecule: messenger RNA, 1896 nt
Organism: Ricinus communis (castor bean)
Lineage: Eukaryota; Viridiplantae; Streptophyta; Magnoliopsida; Malpighiales; Euphorbiaceae
Exons: 9
Coding region: 406-1692 (428 amino acids)
Source: RefSeq, a predicted model, not a curated record